AUGACUCAUGUUACCUGUGAAAACACUAGGCUACAAAUCGACAACACCACUUAUAUAACGACAGGAAAUCUAUACAACGAUACAGUGACAUACCGUUGUUUAGAGGGAUUCAGCUAUUCAUCCGGGGACUUACUCAGACGAUGUACGCACCUCGGAACAUGGAGUGGAGCAAGUCCUGUCUGUACACUAUGUUCGUGUCCUUGCAAGCAAACUGGAUACAUAGAGAUAAAUGACACGGAAGCACUUGGAGCCAUCGUGAGAAAAAUCAAGUCGGAACUUUCUAUCAACGUAAAAGAAACAUCCCGAGCUCAGCGAAUGAAGACGAGUGCUGUAGAUGAGCGAUUAUCAGUCAAAGCAGUCGGCGGUGUAUUGGGGGGUCUUGUUUUAGGAAGUCUCGCUAUAUUGGUUGUUGCCAGUGAUGUGACGGUGUUGUUAAAUCAUCUGAGAAUUGCAUAUCGUAAUAUAAAGGUUUGGUUGUCAAAAUUUAAGGGCUAAACGAUCUAUGCCUAAUACAGACAGUUAAACGUUUGUAAAUGUUUUUCUUGGCCAUGUAUUACUUUUUAAUGGUCUUGUGGAUGAAAUUUCAUGUGUUCGAUGCAUCCAGAUUUUGAAUUAUCACACAAAUCUCUCCCUCCCUCAUGAGAUUUGAAUUUGCAGUGUUCGAACUUUUGACAUGUUUUAAUCGGUUGGAGAUUUCAUUACUAUUUUUCAUAGACGACUCCUAUUAUAGUAUAGCGCAGUGUGUCGGUCUGUCAUCAUCUUAUGGGUUA
Ostrea edulis (European flat oyster) is the source of this 770-nucleotide messenger RNA. RefSeq lists its product as uncharacterized. The coding region runs from base 1 to 495 and encodes 164 amino acids. The record is from RefSeq and is a predicted model, not a curated record. Lineage: Eukaryota; Metazoa; Mollusca; Bivalvia; Ostreida; Ostreidae. The transcript has 3 exons.